UGUUCCAACCACGUGGGCGGCGGGAUGGCGGGCGGCGCGGCGGGCGAGGCGCAGUGCCUCGGCUACACGGGAUGCAACUUCCUGCGGCAGCGCCUGGUGCUGGCCACGCUCAGCGGGCGCCCGCUGAAGAUCCGCAAGAUCCGCGCCAAGGAGGAGGACCCCGGCCUCCGCGAUUUUGAAGCAAGUUUUAUUCGCCUGAUUGACAAAGUGACCAAUGGCUCACGGAUUGAAAUAAACCAAACAGGUACUACCUUGUAUUAUCAGCCUGGUCUUCUGUAUGGAGGCUCGCUGGAACACGACUGCAGCCCCAGUCGUGGUAUUGGCUACUAUUUGGAGAGUUUGCUCUGCUUGGCACCUUUCAUGAAGCACCCAUUGAAGAUUGUCUUGAGGGGAGUAACAAAUGAUCAAGUAGAUCCUUCGGUUGAUGUCCUUAAGGCAACAGCUCUACCCCUUCUGAAGAAGUUUGGAAUUGAUGGUGAAAGUCUGGAUAUCAAGAUCAACCGAAGAGGAAUGCCUCCCAAAGGGGGUGGAGAGAUACUGUUUGCUUGCCCAGUGAGAAAAGUCUUGCAGCCUGUUCAGUUCACAGACCCUGGAAAAAUCAAGCGCAUCAGGGGAACUGCAUACUCUGUCCGGGUGUCACCACAGAUGGCAAACAGAAUGGUGGAAUCUGCAAGGGGCAUCCUGAAUAAAUUCCUCCCAGACAUCUAUAUCUACACAGAUCAUAUGAAGGGGGUCAGCUCUGGAAAAUCACCAGGUUUUGGCAUGUGCCUUACUGCAGAAACCGUCAAUGGCACUAUUCUCAGUGCUGAGCUAGCCUCAAACCCUCAGGGCCAGGGAGCAGCUGUGCUUCCUGAGGAACUGGGCCAGAAUUGUGCUAAGCUGCUGCUUGAGGAGGUCUACAGAGGAGGCUGUGUAGAUUCAACAAAUCAGAGCCUUGCUCUGCUCCUUAUGACCCUUGGACAGCGGGAUGUUUCCAAAGUCCUGUUGGGACCUCUAUCUCCAUAUACAAUUGAGUUUCUGCGACACCUAAGAAGCUUCUUCCAGAUCAUGUUUAAAAUUGAAACAAAGACCCCUGAGGAAGAGCACGUGGGGGGGGAGAAAGUCUUAAUGACGUGUGUUGGCAUUGGAUUUUGCAACCUCAGUAAAACUAUAAGAUAAAAAACAUCUACAGACUUCAAGAAAGACAGAAAAUGCUCCAAAGAUCUAAUAAAAUCUACCUGUGUCUACUUAUUCUGGCAUAGGGAGACCUGUGAUGAUUCCAGUGCGGGGGUACCCAAGCUCACUGCAUGUAAACAAUAAAGCUGAUUUCAGACUAUUUAGAUCUGUGCUAUUUAUAAAUGCAAUGCCAGUAUUCUGUGCUGCUUGGAAUGGCUCUCUGGAGUCUCAGCUGACUUGGGACUCUUUGCACUGUAUUCCACUGAAUGGGACACAAGUGCCUCAUGUCACUGUGCUCUCAAGCCUUAAUGAGGUGAGUGCUCUGGUUUAAUGUAUUUACUGAUUCCAUUUGUAGCUUCUUCUGAAAGGUUUAGAUAGAGAGGGAAAAAAAAUUUAUCAAAACAAGCUUUGCAUUUCAAAACAAGUGAUCACAACGGAAAUAUUAGAUUCUUUAGGUAAUUGUGGGGAUAAUAUUGGCAUGAAAAUAAAAGUAAAGGUAUGACAGUAAUUGUUUGUUUAUACAUUGCGUGUGUGUAGAAUUUGGCAGAUGCUCCACUCCUGUUUACAUUUACUAAAUUCACAGAAUCACAAAAUAGUCUGAGUUGGAAAGGACCCAGAAGGUUCAUUGAGUCCAACUCUUAAGUGAAUGGCCUAUAGUGGGAUCAAACCCCUGAUCUUAGCAUUAUUAGCACCAUGCUUUAACCAGCUGAGCUCAUCUCAGGGUUGCAGUUUCACAGGAAGAAUAAAAUAUCUGUCUGUUAUUUUUCCUAAUGUUAGAAUAUUGCAGAAGAGAUCACAGCCUAUACUGACUUAUUUUAGCCUCUUUUGCAAAGAUGGGCAUGGGAGAUGGGCACCCUCCAUGACAGCUUUUGACUUACCACCUACAUUCUUUUUAGGUUUGUUUGGCAUGCUAUACAUGUGGUUCACAAUUAGUUGUGAAAAGUAGCAAAAAUAACUGUAGGCUUUGAGGGAGAAAAAUGUAUUCUGUUACACCAUCAUAUUCUGUGUAUCUGCUCCCUUUUUAAAGUUCUGAUAGUGCUGUAUGGGCACUACUUGGAUUGAUAGAUACAAAAAAGUUUCUACUAAAUAAAUAUUUACCCAUGAAAGGCUUUUGGUAGAUUCCAGGCAAACCUGUUUAAAGUUAAGGCGGAAGUCCUGACACAAGGGAAGAAAUUUAUAUUUGACUCCAGACUAUACUUUGUGCGUCUGGAGGAAAAUAAAACUGUGUCAAAAGCUGGUACAUAGAGCAGAUACUAGUGACUGUGUUAUAAUGGUUUUACGAACUUUAUCUGAUGCCACUGUAAAGUGGGCAUUACCUCUGUAGUAUGAAGAAUGUAUAUUGGACCCAAAAAGGACUUUGACAAAGGUCUGAUAUUUGCUUAGUGUUUUGUUAACUACUGCAGGCCGUGUGAGUCAUUUUUUUGCUGUACUUUGUUCUUGUUGCAAUCUGUUAGACAUCUUUUGGAAAAAUAAAGUAUUUUUUUCCUA
This is a messenger RNA of Corvus hawaiiensis (hawaiian crow), 2643 nucleotides long. RefSeq names its product RNA terminal phosphate cyclase like 1 (gene RCL1). Bases 25 to 1158 code for a protein of 377 amino acids. Gene Ontology annotation, molecular function: RNA endonuclease activity. Lineage: Eukaryota; Metazoa; Chordata; Aves; Passeriformes; Corvidae. Gene Ontology annotation, cellular component: nucleolus. Gene Ontology annotation, biological process: ribosome biogenesis; endonucleolytic cleavage of tricistronic rRNA transcript (SSU-rRNA, 5.8S rRNA, LSU-rRNA). The record is from RefSeq and is a predicted model, not a curated record. The transcript has 9 exons.